CUAUGGGACGAUGGGAUAUAUUGGUGUUGGUAUGCGUGAGUGUGGCUGUUGUUAUGUUCUGGGGAGAUAUAUAGCGAGCUAAGGUAUCAAAAUUGUUAAAAUAUAGUUUAGUGCAAACUGGUGAUUUUUUCCUACUAAAAACAAACGCCAGUUUCUUGGAUGAUACAUUUAUUAAAUCGUAACUAGACGACAAUCGUUGUUAACAGUGCUCAAUAUGCAACAGCCACAGGGAAGCACACCAAAUGACCUGAGGUCUCUAUUGGAGUCAGGGUUGGGUGCUGACGUCUCGUUGGUGGCUGCAGAUGGCCAGUUGGGGGCCCACAGCUCGGUGCUGGUGGCUCAGAGCUCCGUGUUCGACGCGUUACUCCGCCGGGGGAAAGAGUUAAUCUUUAUCUCCGACAUGCCUGUGGAUGUGGUGCAGCAGUUGCUGACCUUCUUGUACACGGACGAGGUACCGCAGCUGCAGAGUGUAGCACCCCAAUUGCUGGUGCUCGCAGACAGAUAUGAGCUGCACGUGCUGAAGGAGAUGUGCGAGCAGCAUCUGGUCAAGGAUUUAUGUGUGGAGAACACUGUGCCGUACUGCGUGCUCGCCCUGCGGUACUCAUGCCCACACCUCCGUAAGGCGGCCAUUGAAUACUUUGCAAGGAACGCUCUGCCAGUGCUGGGCUCUCAGGGGUGGGUCCAGGAGCUGAGGAAAGAUCCAAGGCCGCUGGUGGAGAUAUCCCGCCUAGUGGCCUCCCAUGCGAUUACGGAAGCCAGUGUGGAAGAAUUGGGGAAACUGCUGGCCAGCGGGAUUCGGAUGGAUGAAGAAAAGAUCUCUACUUGAUGGGGAAAAUGUGAUUUCAAAAAGAUGUCAUCUGAAGCAGAUGUGUAAUGUGUUUGGAUUACUCCAAUAUAAUGGCAGAUGCUUGGUAACAGUUCAGGUGACAUGAAAAUAAAGUUCUAAUAGAUGCUAUUGAUUUUUACUAAAAGCUGAACAGUGACUACACAAGACUGGAAUUUCUCUUCACAGGCAAGUUGUGCCAAAAUAUAUUACAAUGACUGAGGAACUUGAUUUAAACAGUUUUUGUAUAAUGCAUUGUUAUGUAAUAAAUGUAUGAAUUUUCAA
Messenger RNA from Schistocerca nitens (vagrant locust), 1108 nucleotides. RefSeq names its product speckle-type POZ protein-like. The record is from RefSeq and is a predicted model, not a curated record. Gene Ontology annotation, cellular component: cytoplasm. The transcript has 3 exons. The coding region runs from base 215 to 826 and encodes 203 amino acids. Gene Ontology annotation, biological process: regulation of proteolysis; proteasome-mediated ubiquitin-dependent protein catabolic process. Gene Ontology annotation, molecular function: ubiquitin protein ligase binding. Lineage: Eukaryota; Metazoa; Arthropoda; Insecta; Orthoptera; Acrididae.